AUGCCUUAUUUUCAAAUGCAAAGCACUAAAAUCCCUUCUGCUGUCUGUAAAGAAAUUGAAAGAAUUCAACGGGACUUCAUUUGGGGUGACCAUGAUGGAAUUCGUAGGAAUCAUUUAAUAAAUUGGAAGACUAUUACCUUGCCUAAGAGUGCUGGAGGUCUGGGGUUUAAGAAGCUGGAAUUGAUGAAUGAUGCGUUUAUGGCUAAGAUGGCUUGGGAAGUUUUCAAUGAUAAAGACCAGCUUUGGAUUCAGGCUCUCAAAGCCAAAUAUGCAGCAGAUAAUAGAGGAUCUCUUUGUUUUGUGCAGAAAAGUGGAGUUUCGAUUUUAUGGAGGAAUGUGUGUAGAAUGUGGUGUUCUCUGAAUGAGUUUCUUGGCUGGAGUUUGGGUGAUGUCUCCCUCAUACUCUUGAUAUUAAUCUCAAUAAGAAUAUGCUCUGCUGUUUCGUCUAAAAAUUCAGCACACAACACUUUCGUUCAUUGCCUUGUAAAUUAUUCUGAGCCCUCACACCCCAUAACUUCAGCAAUUUUCACCCCAAACAAUUCCUCAUUCUCUUCUGUAUUACAAGCCUACAUUAGAAACCUUCGUUUCAACACCUCCACGACCCUUAAGCCAUUCCUUAUAGUCACUGCAUCGCAUGUGUCACAUGUACAAGCAGCCAUUAUUUGUGCUCAAAAGCAUAACUUGCUAAUGAAAAUCAGAAGUGGAGGCCACGACUAUGAAGGGGUGUCUUAUGUAGCUGAGGUACCAUUUUUCAUCCUUGACAUGUUCAAUCUCCGAGCCAUUGAUGUUAAUGUAUGCAAUGAAACAGCUUCAGUACAAGCUGGUGCAACCCUUGGUGAAGUUUAUUAUAGAAUUGCUGAGAAAAGUAAGAUUCAUGCUUUCCCAGCUGGUGUUUGUCCCACUGUUGGCGUAGGAGGACACGUAAGUGGUGGUGGCUAUGGUAAUUUGAUAAGAAAAUACGGUUUAUCAGUUGAUAAUGUUAUUGAUGCAGAAGUAGUUGAUGUUCAUGGAAGAUUGCUUGAUAGAAAAUCUAUGGGCGAAGAUCUCUUUUGGGCUAUUAGAGGUGGUGGUGGAGCUAGUUUUGGUGUGGUUUUUUCUUACAAAUUCAAGCUGGUUAGAGUUCCUGAGAUAGUCACUGUUUUUGAAGUUAGAAGGACCCUGGAGCAAAAUGCAACGGAUAUAGUUUACAAAUGGCAACAUGUAGCUCCAAAAAUUGACAAUGACCUCUUCAUUAGGCUUAUUUUGGAUGUGGUAAAUGGGACUCAAAAUGGAACUAAGACUGUAAGGGCUACAUUCAUUGCCUUAUUCCUUGGUGACUCCAAAAGGCUUCUUACUCUAAUGAAUGAGAGUUUUCCUGAAUUGGGUUUGAAGCAAUCAGAUUGCAUUGAAACAAGUUGGUUACAAUCAGUGUUGUUUUGGACAAAUAUUGAUAUUGCUACACCUAUUGAGAUUUUACUAGAUAGACAACCUCAAUCACUCAACUACUUGAAAAGGAAAUCUGAUUAUGUAAAGAAAGUAAUUUCCAAAGAGGGUUUGGAAGGGAUUUGGAAGAAGAUGAUUAAAUUGGUGGGUGCAAUACUAUAUUUCAAUCCUUAUGGUGGAAUCAUGGAUGAGGUUUCGUCUACAGCCACUCCUUUUCCUCAUCGAGCUGGGAACCUUUGGAAGAUCCAAUACCAAGCAAAUUGGAAUCAAGCUGGGAAAGAGGUAGCAGAUCACUACAUAAGUUUGACAAGAAAACUUCAUAAAUAUAUGACUCCUUAUGUGUCCAAGAAUCCAAGACAGGCUUUCUUAAAUUAUAAGGAUCUUGAUUUGGGUAUCAACAAUAAUGGUAAGAACAGCUACUCUGAAGGCAGAGUUUUUGGAGUCGAGUAUUUUACGGAGAACUUCAACAGGUUGGUUCGAAUCAAAACUCUGGUUGAUCCCGGCAAUUUCUUCAGGAGCGAACAAAGCAUCCCUACGCUGCCAUUUCGCAAGUGGUGGAAUCACGGAGGGGCUAUGAGGGGCAAUUGUCCUCCUUUAAUUUUAUCAAACCUUUAUCUUAGACUAUAUUCAGAUUUUAAAGAAAUGUAG
Messenger RNA from Gastrolobium bilobum, 2070 nucleotides. RefSeq names its product berberine bridge enzyme-like 8. Lineage: Eukaryota; Viridiplantae; Streptophyta; Magnoliopsida; Fabales; Fabaceae. The transcript is spliced from 4 exons. The coding region runs from base 1 to 2070 and encodes 689 amino acids. Gene Ontology annotation, molecular function: FAD binding; oxidoreductase activity. The record is from RefSeq and is a predicted model, not a curated record.